AUCGGAAAUUUACUGAAGAUAAUGCAAAACAAGAGCUAAUAAAAUAAAGUUGAAAGAAGAAAGACAGAGAUGGCGAUGGCCAGAAGGUUGUUGACUAGAAAGAGAGUGGUGGCUUAUUUACCAAAUCUAAACACUGCUCUAAAGCAUGUACGAUCCUUCUGUGUCGGAAAUGGCAGCGACAAAUGGGGCAAAGAGGAAUUUAAUCCAGAGGAAGUUGUUCAAGACUUAGGACCAUUUGGACCUCAAAAUAAAAGAUUUCCGCUUCCAGGAUCUAUUGGACCAAAAUUUGAAAAGCCACCAACACUUGCUGUGAGAAAGAGUCCAGAAGACAUGGACAUUGUUCAACCUUUACUAGAAAACCAGCCUGAAUAUCGUCAUUGUAAUGUGUUAGAACAAGCAGUCAUGUUUCAGGAGGAAGAUGGAUUCAUGUCUGAAGAUUCGGAAAUUCUGCGUCAAUCAGAUCGUCUAGAAUAUGUCGCACAAGACUGUCCAUACCUCAUGAGAAUAGAUUUUAAAGACCUUUUUCCCGGCCGAGACAUCAUGAAUGGUACUUUGACGCUUGUUACAAUCAGCCAGAAGACAGACAAUGAUAUGACUAGCUGGAAUACGGAUGUGGAGGAAGAGAGAGAGGCACUUUUGGCAGCUUUUGUACAGGGUGCAAAGGAGAUUUGUGAAGCUCUAGAGAGUGGAAAUUACUGGGCAGAUUUCAUUGAUCCAUCUUGUGGAAAACCAUUCUAUGGACCCCAUACAAAUGCCACAAUGUUUGAAACUGACGAAGUAUAUCGUAAACUAGGAUUUGAAAUAGAAGAUUUAGGGUGCUGUAAAGUGAUACGUCACCAUAUCUGGGGUACGAAAUGCUAUGUGGGAUGUUUGUUUACCAAUGCACCUCUCACACACCCAAUCAUUGAAAUGAUGAUAGACUCAUAACAGUGACAACUGCUGUGCCAUGUCUUUCAUGUGUGUUUUAACUAAAUACAGUAAGGCAGCUUGUUAACAUUCUAUCAACUCACUGAGACAGUUUGUUCAGUGACCUGAUAGAUAUUAACAAGGAAUUAUCUCUUGAGAGAUAUUAGAGAAUCAGAAAUCUUUUGGGAAAUUAAGCUGUUUAUCAUUGUGAUGGUAUUAUGAUUUGUUGAGUUCUUCAUUUGUUUUCAUAGCUCUGUUUUAUGAGACUUCAAUCUUGGAAAAAUGCAAAGCAGUUUUUCCAAUUUUUGAGAAUUACAUAUCUGGUAAGAUCCAGGUUGUGAGUCUUUAAUUUUAACUGCACAUUAUUUAGAAUCAAAGGUCAUCAUAUUUGAUCCACACAAAUCAUCUGAAAGGACUUACAAGAUAUGGAAAUUGAAAAGAACAGGAUUUUGUAUUAACUAACGAAGUUAUGUUAUGAUGGUCGCUGUUAAGAGUUCUUACUGCCUUGUCUCAGAAUGUUUGAGUGAAGAAUGAUACAGAUGUUUGUAGAUAUGAUUGCUGUUUAAGUAUAUUGGUGGAUUGAAAUAUUAAUUCAUGAAUGUUAAGAGUGUCAAAUAAAAAAACAAAAAUA
Messenger RNA from Ylistrum balloti, 1537 nucleotides. Its product is annotated as cobalamin trafficking protein CblD-like. Gene Ontology annotation, cellular component: mitochondrion. The record is from RefSeq and is a predicted model, not a curated record. Gene Ontology annotation, biological process: cobalamin metabolic process. Lineage: Eukaryota; Metazoa; Mollusca; Bivalvia; Pectinida; Pectinidae. The transcript is spliced from 8 exons. Bases 70 to 927 code for a protein of 285 amino acids.